Molecule: messenger RNA, 615 nt
Organism: Vigna umbellata (rice bean)
Lineage: Eukaryota; Viridiplantae; Streptophyta; Magnoliopsida; Fabales; Fabaceae
Product: large ribosomal subunit protein eL27-like
Biological process (GO): translation
Cellular component (GO): ribosome
Molecular function (GO): structural constituent of ribosome
Source: RefSeq, a predicted model, not a curated record
AGGGUUUGGAAGUGCACUUGUGCAGAGGAAUCGCGGCAGAGACGAAAGAGGAACCCUAAAGCAGAGGAAGAUGGUGAAGUUCCUGAGGCCAAACAAGGCAGUGAUCGUCCUGCAGGGCCGUUAUGCGGGGCGGAAGGCUGUGAUCGUUAGGUCCUUCGACGACGGAACCAGGGAGCGCCCCUAUGGCCACUGUCUGGUUGCCGGAAUCAAGAAGUACCCUAGCAAGGUCAUCAAGAAGGACUCCGCCAAGAAGACGGCGAAGAAAUCAAGGGUGAAGGCCUUUGUGAAGCUGGUGAACUAUCAGCAUCUAAUGCCCACGCGCUACACGCUCGACGUAGAUCUCAAGGACGCCGUCAACCCCGACGUCCUCUCCUCCAAAGACAAAAAGGUCACCGCUCUCAAGGAGACCAAGAAGCGCUUCGAGGAAAGGUUCAAGACCGGCAAGAACAGGUGGUUCUUUACCAAACUCAGAUUCUGAUCACCUCCACAUUUUUCUUAAGCCUUUCCUGAUCUUACUUUUUCCAAUGUAAUCGAAGAUCUUAUGAGAUAGUUUUGUUAUCUUCUUUUACAUCCGUUGCACCUUUUUAUAUUAAUAUUUUGGGUUUUUUUAAUCAA